This is a messenger RNA of Phytophthora nicotianae INRA-310, 2923 nucleotides long. RefSeq lists its product as hypothetical. The transcript has a single exon. Lineage: Eukaryota; Oomycota; Peronosporomycetes; Peronosporales; Peronosporaceae. The record is from RefSeq and is a predicted model, not a curated record. Bases 149 to 2002 code for a protein of 617 amino acids.
CUCAAAACUGGCUCAUCCCCGCUUGCAGUCUUUGGUGGCGAGAGGCCUCUCACAAUCAGCGUGGAGAGUAUGCUCACAGGCCUCUGCGCCGAUCAAGUCCGUCCUUCUCGCCUCCUCAACUCCACUCAAGCAGCAACGAUCGACGUCCAUGACAGUCACAGACUCCCCCUCACGACGGGGUCCUGACAGCACCUCACAAGGAGACGACGACUGUCAGGACGCGGCGGACAAGAAGCGGGAACUCCAACAGCAGGAUCAGAAAAAAGUAGAAGAAGCCCGCAAAGUCCACGAGAUCACCGAGAGCUCCUCAGACGAGAGCGGUGACGAAGCAUCGAGUAGGACUCGCAGCACAACGUCGAAUCGCUCCGAAUCGGUCAUUCUAGACGCCGCGGCGUCUCCUGCGACCGUUGAAGAUGAGGAGGAAAAAUCGCCCGAGAUGCCACCGCCAGAGGUGGUGGAGGAGAUGCGUGCAGGCGUUUACAUGCCCGACCCUGAGGUAGUCUACAAUACCAAGAAUGUGGCCGAUAUGCACUAUUUGUUCACGAACGACAAAUUGAAGGAGGAAUCGCCCGCUAUUGUGUUACGGUCCGACCCAUUCUGCAUCCCUAGAGUCACGGACAAUGUUCCUAAUUAUCGACCUAUGCUCAACCCGUUGAGCAUCUUUUUGGGAGAAGAUAAACUCUUGCCGGGGAACUUUCGGUUGGAUCCGACGGAGAGACUGCCGAAUGUUGGAGCGUCCAAGAAGGAUGCGAUGAAUGGACCUAGAGGAAUCCUGCCCCCUCCUGGAAACUCGUCAUCAUCUACGAGCUCUGGGAAACAAUUUCGAGGAAAAACGAGUGCGUUUAUGGGGACUAUGCCACGUCAAACGGAGUUUGCAGAGAUUCCAGUAUCGGAGAAGCUUUUCCAGAACCACGAGGUAUUUCGGCCUUCACCGCCUAUUUCUCGGGUUCCAACGUCCCCAAUUAGGGAUCAAAGAUCAGCUACAUCGAUGAACAGCAGGUCAUUCACAGCGAACAGUGCAGAGGGUGGCCAGACUUCAGUUACGAUGAAUACGAGCUCAUCUGCCUCCCUGUCCGACGCAAUGCUGCUAUCAUCGAUACAGCAUACACUUGACGCCACGACAGCAGCUCUUACAGCAACGGACAGCACUAUGUCGUCGCAAGACAAUGCCACAGAUUCCACUUCAGACGCUGCUUCUGUCUCGUCCGGAUACCAGAUCCAGCCACUUCAGCCGCUGGAAUCGGUCGCAGACACGUUGACAAACUACCUUCCAACCCGCAGCUCAUCUACGUUGGACAACCGGCUGAUGGAUGGACAGUUCUUCAACGCACCAGGAGGAUACAAUCCUGUUGGUGGAUCGAUGAGCUAUGCUGGUAAUGCCGUUGUCCCCGGAUCAUUCGGCUCCGUCCUAGCAGCGGCCGAAGUCCAAGCCAGCAACCCGUAUUCCGGUCUUUUCAUCGAUAGUGCUGGAGCGCAAUCUGUCAACCAGAACAUGCAGACUUUUUCCUCUGCGCUUGGCUCCAUUUCUCUCACCACUCCAACAAGCGGCGCUGCUGGACUCCACUCAGGACUCAUCACUCCGCAAGGAGACGUUGCAAGGUGUAGCGAAGGAACGCCUCGUCGUCCAGGAGCGAAGAAACCUCGGGCGAAGAACGUGUUUCGACCGUGUUCAACACCGGGAUGCACAAAAGGUGCCCGUGGCAAAUCUGGACUGUGUCAAAAGCAUGGAGGAGGCAAGCGUUGUGCCGCACCGAACUGUCCGAAAGGUGCACAGGGUAGCAGUAGCAUGUGUCUGUUUCACGGAGGUGGCUAUCGCUGCACGGUGGAAGGAUGCAAUACAGGUGCUCGUGGCACUUCAGGUCUUUGUGCCAAGCAUGGAGGUUACAAGAAGGGCAAGGCGGGGGCGACUGCAAAGCGUAGACCCAAUGGUGAGGAUGCUGCAACCAAGAGGGUACGCACUGAUGAGCCGCAACAAGAGCCUGCUGCUGUCAAGACAGAAUAACCAAUGUCAAUAAAUGACCAUAUUUAACAAUCACGAUGGUGAUAGCUCGGCGGUCGUCUUACCUUCCUGAUAGCCGGAAGCUCCAUAUGAAACAGGGAAUGUGGGUCCCCUGGCUGAGGACAUUUGCGGCACAUUCGUGUUGAUUGCUGGAUUACUCGCAUUACCUGCUUACAUUGUUGAGGGCCGCAAAGCAUAGCUUAUUGUCUUGCUCUCUCAUGCAUGACGCUGUAUCGAAUGAAUAGUACCAAAUCCGAUUAGGUGCCGUCUCAUCCUGGUCAGCGUAACAACGCGCUCUUGAAAAGACGAUUAUCAGCACGCGAAUUACCCGAUGCGCUAGAAACGCUACGAGUUCUUGAACUUGUUAGUGGCGUCAACUAGCUCCUUGGCGAUGCCAGGCUCCAUAGCAGAGUGGCCGGCAGUCUGCACCACACGGAAAUCAGCCUCGGGGAAGGCCUUGUGAAAGUCCCAAGCCGUCUUCAUCGGGCAAACAACGUCGUAUCUGUCACACGGGUCACAUCAAAAUUACAUACUCGUGCUAUACAAUGCACCAUGACAACUACGUUCUCAUACCUUCCCUGAACGAUCACCGUCGGAAUGUGGCGAAUCUUGUAAGCAUUUUCGUUCAGGAACUCGUCAUUGGGGAAGAAUCCCUUGUUGACAAAGUAAUGGUUCUCAAUACGAGCGAACGCCUCCGCAAAUUUCGCUUCGUCCAUCGACUUAUCCGCAGCAUCCGACUGUGCAACAGUAGCAAUUAUCACAUCAGAUAUCUAACAAAUCACAAUAGUCAACGCAAAACUUACAGGAGGGAUCAAGUUGCUAGUGGUUUUCUCCCACGUCGUCCACGCCAGCGCAGCAGGAAUGCGAACCUUCGGGUCAUCACUCGUCAGACGUUUGUGAUAAGCCUUAACAAAAUCGCCACGU